AUGAUGAAAUUUACUAAGUGGAAUUUUAUUUUUUUAGUUGGUGGAAUUAUAAUUUACGUAGUUGAUAUUGGAGUGGAUUUCUGGGUAGCUAGUAAAUAUUUCUGUCAAGGACAAUAUUGUCUGGGUAUAUUGAUACUGUGUUUUAGAGGUCUUUCAUCAUUAAUAACUCAGAUAUUCAGUUACGAGUGGUUUAAAAAUGACUGGGAAGGUACUGUUACUGGGAAGCUGAACUGGAUUUUUCUAGUUCAUCUCUUUCAGUGCGGAAUUUUUAUAAGGUAUUGGUUUGCUUUGAAGUAUGGCCGCCAAGCUGCAUUUAAACAAAACAGCAGCAGAAAUGCAUCAGAAACAGACCUUCUCAACUUCAUUCAAAGACAAGCCAUUGCUGUAGUGACUGAUAUUAACAUGCUCAGGGUGUUCAAGACUUUUCUUGAGACCACACCACAGCUUUUUGUCCAGAUUUACAUCCUCAUGGAACAUGAAAAAAAACAUCUCUAUCAAUAUGCUGCCAUUUUUAUGUCUUUUUGGGGUAUCUCCAUUUCAACGGUUGAUUAUCAGACAUCAUUACGAAAAUCUCUGCCUGAUAAAGAUGAAUUUCAGAGGCUUCCCCAGUUAGUGUAUCUCUUCUAUAAACUGCUUACCAUCACUUCUUGGAUUAUCAGUAUUUCACUGAUCACUCAUCUAAGUGCUAUAAGCUCUGGAAUUCUGGUGAUAUUUCUUUGGAUCUGUGGCUUUACCUGGACUUUGACACAACAUACGGCAUUUUGCAAAUCUAAGAAAAUGGAAUAUCUCUACAGAGCUGUUGUUGGAAUCAUUCUAAUUUUUACCUUUUUUAACAUAAAGGGGAGAAAAUCCAAAGUUUUCAUUUCUAUUUAUUAUGCUACUCACACUGUUGUAACUCUAGUUAUUUUGUCUGUAUACAUGUUUCAGAAACCACCUAUUAUCAGGGAAAUACAUUUUACAAUUGUGAGCAUCUUAACUGUUCUUAGUCUGGUGCUAGGUAAUAUUUUUCUUGUUGUCUAUUAUAGGUGUUUUCAUCCCACUGUUUAUUGCAGAGCACAGACAUAUUCAGAUGAAGUUGAUGGAGAGGCAAGACAAAAAAAUAGAGUAGAAAGCAGUAGGUUUCAAAAUUUCAUAAUGCAAUGA
Messenger RNA from Mesitornis unicolor (brown roatelo), 1143 nucleotides. RefSeq names its product XK, Kell blood group complex subunit-related family, member 9 (gene XKR9). Gene Ontology annotation, biological process: apoptotic process involved in development; phosphatidylserine exposure on apoptotic cell surface; engulfment of apoptotic cell. Gene Ontology annotation, cellular component: plasma membrane. The transcript has 3 exons. The coding region runs from base 1 to 1143 and encodes 380 amino acids. The record is from RefSeq and is a predicted model, not a curated record. Lineage: Eukaryota; Metazoa; Chordata; Aves; Mesitornithiformes; Mesitornithidae.